Molecule: messenger RNA, 279 nt
Organism: Vicia faba (fava bean)
Lineage: Eukaryota; Viridiplantae; Streptophyta; Magnoliopsida; Fabales; Fabaceae
Source: the annotation of a GenBank genome assembly
AUGUUGCUUCUCCCAGUUAAUGCUUUCCCAACUUGUUUACCCUUUAUUGGGGCAAAAGUUGAAGACUUUGUUGUGCCAACUACAGUCAAUUCGGGGCAAUCACGUCGAGAUUUAUUGAAUCUCUCUAAGAGUUUGAAGACACCAGAGCAUGGUGAAUGCCAGGUCUCUUGUAAAAUCCUCUUGAGAUUAUUUCUCCUCACCAACCAUAUAGCUUGGGGAAUUUUAGAAGUGAAGUUAUUCACAAGAAUUGUUGUGCAACAUGCAGCUUAUCAGCAGUAA